Messenger RNA from Plasmodium coatneyi, 5235 nucleotides. RefSeq lists its product as uncharacterized. The coding region runs from base 1 to 5235 and encodes 1744 amino acids. Lineage: Eukaryota; Apicomplexa; Aconoidasida; Haemosporida; Plasmodiidae. The record is from RefSeq and is a predicted model, not a curated record. The transcript has 8 exons. Gene Ontology annotation, molecular function: protein binding.
AUGAAUAAUAACAAUAACAACAAGCACACCAACCGCAACAGCAGUAACAAUGGCAACAAUAACGAGAAUUACAACAACAUCAGAAACAACUCCAGUGGUCUGGUAGGAAGCAAUUUGAAUGUCCCCCCCGGUAUGGGCGGGAUGAGCAACCUCAACGGGAUGGGCCAGCCAGGGAACCAGCUGCAUGGCAAUAUGAGCAAGAUGCACGGGAAUUUAAAGAACAUAUCCAGUAACCUCAACAGUUUGGCAAGUAAUAUGAAGCACAGCAUGUCUGGCUAUGCGAAUGGCAUGCCAGGCGGUAUGAGUAAUAUUCCCGUUGGAGUGAACAACAUGUGCAGCGGUAUGAGCAAUAUUCCUAGUGGAAUGAACACACUACCUGGGGGGCAUGGCAACAUUAGUAUGAUUAGAAGCAGUGCGAAUGCCCCAAUGGGUAACAUGAACUCCAAAAUGAACAUCAGCAACAGUAGCGUGAAUAUGCAAACGGACAUGAAUUUGAAAAACAGAAUCCAAAUGGGUAGCUCGGACAUUCCAAAUGCCAGCAGAAAUAUGAACAACCUUUUCAGCAAAAGCAGCAACAACAACAACAGCAUUAGUAACAACAAUAGUAAUAAUAAUAAUAACCUGAGGGAAAAUAUAGUGAAGAAUUUAAACUAUAAUUACAACAAUGUGAAUUAUAACAGCAUGAUGAAAAGCAACAUAGAAAUGAAUAAUAAAUUGUUCAAUGGGGACAGUGUAGGAAAACCUCCGCAAGAUAGCAAUAACGCAAAUAAGAAUGCGGAGAAUUUUGCUAAUAGAUUUAACAGUAACAAAAUGGUUGUGCAAACCAGUGUGAAUAACAAGCUCUAUCGCAAUUCUGAUGGAACUAGCAUGAACAGAUUUUAUGUCAAUGAUAUGAAAAAUGUGGAGAGCAAUAUGAUCCAAUUAAACAACAAAAUGAACAAUGUAAAAGACAGUCAAAGUGGCGCCAUAUCCCAAUAUAGGGAAAAAGAAUAUCUAGAAAAUAUUUAUAAAAAUAGGGAUAAGUAUAUGUUAGGUAAGAGCGAAAAGGAUAAUUUGUACAUCUCGCCUAAGCAGUUGAGUAGCUUGAACUCUGCGAACACCCCCAGUGGGAAUACUGUCUCCAGUGGCACAAUGAGCGGCGUUACCGGCAUGAGCAGUGCCUCCCCCCAUGAGAGAAAUUUGAAAAGUUUAGACGGCCCCCCAAUGUACAACCCCAUGAAUAUAACCCCGAUGGGCGCCAAAACAAAUAUGAAUAAAGUAUUCACCUUUAACCAAAAUGAUAAAGGCAACUUUCACGCGGAAGCCUUGGCCAACGCGAAGCUGAACAAUCAGGCCAAGGACGCAAACUACAGUCACAUGAAUAAAGCAGUUAAUAUGUUGUUUAAGGAGCAGACGAAUUAUGGUCCUUAUGGCUGGCAACCCGACGGCAACCCCCCCGGCAGUGCAAAACCCUUUUUCACUGCACCGAACGCCCUAUUAGACGCCAGGACGUAUAACAAAAAUGUGCAAAUUCUGAAGGAACAGAAAAACGGGAACGAAGACAAACAAGUAAGGUACAACAAUUUAAUCGAGGGAAAUAACCCCAACAGUGGCCCCAACCCCGAAAAUGCUACCAUGGCUCCAUCGCCGUUUGGAAGGAUUAGCAUGAACAAUCAAAAGAUGAACUUGAAAACUGGAGACUUUUCCAAUAGCCCCAUUCCAGGUGGAGUCAUACCAAGUAGUAACCAUCACGCGAAUGUCCCCACCCACAUUGACAAUGCUGAUGCAUACAAAUUUUACGUGAAUAAGGAAAACCUAAAUGCAAAGGAAGGUCCGCAUUUUGCAAACCCAGUGAAUAUUCUAAAAGAUAACAAGGGCAAGAGUACUUCGGUAAAGAAGUACACCAAUCAGAGCAAAAUUAUGAAGCAAACAGAUCAAGCAGAAAAUUCAACCCCCUCAGUGUGUAAAAUGGAUGCAGAUUUAGUUAACAAAAAAGGAAAUGAUAAUGAUGGUACCGUUACAGGGGCUACUAUAAAUAUGAAUAAUAGUAGAGCUUAUGAAGAAAUGAAAAUGGAUAACAAUGGUGUUCCUUUUGAUAAGACAGGAAAUAAUUCCACCCAUUUUAACGGGGACCCAUCGAAGGAAAAUAAUAUCCACACGAUCGAUCUGACUAAAGGUGCGGGGGGAUCCAUCAUCAGCAGUAGCUCUCCCUAUAGUACUGGCGUGUACAACAUUAGUAGCAGCAAAAAUGCCAUAAAUGGAAACGAAACAGAUAUGCUAGGGUCAUACAACCAGAAUGCACAGACGGAACAAAAAGUGGAUAGUGAAAAUUUAAAAAAAAACGAACAAGUUGAGGAGAAAAAAAGGAAAAAGAAAAGAGAGAAAAAGGAAGAUAAGGGAAAGGAUAAAAAUAUCGAAAUGGCUAAAAAUGAAAAGGGAGGAUUAUUCCCCUUUGAGCAAAAUUCCAAGGGCAAAAAGAAAAAUCUUGAUUAUAAUAAUAAUCUGUACAACAUAACCGAAAGCAGCGAACAAGGCGUUCUUAAUAGCACAACGCAGAGCAUGCUGCAGACGACGGAUGGGUGCAUGAGCAGCAGAGGGUUGAAUGUAACACCCGGUACAGACAUGAUUAGGAACAUGCACUUGGACAUGCAAAUGGGUGCCCCCAUGAAUGGAUCAUUAAACGCAUCGAUGAAGGAAUCGAUGAACGAAUCGAUGAGCGCAUCGCUGAACGCAUCACUGAAUGCAACUCCGAAUGAGUCCCUCAACACGUCCAUGAACUUUCCAUCAAACGUGAACGACCAAAAAAAUCUGCAGAACAAGAAUAAUUUUUUUCUUGCAAAUUACGACCCGAAUAAAAAUGCAGCAAACGUAUUCGUGGACAAGGACAAAAGUAUGCCAAAUCGAAUGGACUUACUAAAUGAAGACGAUUUGGGGUCAUCGAAAAUGAAGAAAAAUUUAAGUGACCUCUACGGUGGAGAGAUAACACCCCUUACGCCUGAGCAAAUGGAAAGCGACAGAAAAUUGAUAGCCCUGACCCAACUUUUUGGGGACGUAAUUGACGAAAAUGACAACAUGGCAAGUAGCAAAAUAAGUGACGGAGUGAUGGAAAAUAAGCCGCCGUAUUCACCAACACCCUCCCCGUUUAAGAAUAAUGCCCCGCCUAAUCUGGAAUUAUUGAAAAAUAUGUCCCUGGACACUUUGUUAAAUAAUUUAAAUAUAGAUAAGGACGUCCUGGAAAUACUGAAGGAAAAAAUAAAUAAUAUUAACAGAAAUAUUAAUGUGACUAUACGAUCUGGGGUUCACCAUGAAGGGAUAACAGAGCCAAAAGGGGAGAGAGAAAACUUCGAUUUAGCAAAGUUGUUAACACUCUUUGAUGAUUUUAUAAAUUGGUAUGAAAAUAAUUUAAUUCAAAUAAAACUCCAACUACAGAAUGUGUCCUUCUGCUUGUUGCUGGAAAUUUUUAUACUCAUAUUAACAAACAGUUCUGGACACAUUUCCGAUUUUAAGAAGAAAUAUUUAAACAAAUUUUCUGCCUACGAACCGGUGACAAAGUUUUUGUCCACCUGUGUUAACUUGAGCCAGAUGUUUGAAAUAUCGCUUGUUCGCUUUAAGGAGAAGAAUGCCAAGCACGUUGUUCACAUGACCAAGCUGGGAAAGAAGUCCCUGUGGCAAUACCUAACCGUGUACGGAGGCAUUUCGCUGUACAACUUAAUUACGACAAAAAUUAAAAUAGUAGAAGUAGAAGACCAGGAGAGAAAUUUUAACUUUUUCAAUUCGUUCAUUUCGGCCAACUUUCUCUACAACGCAAAGCUGGAUUUUCCCGUUAUGUGGUCCCUGCCGUCUAUUUAUUUGACGAAGGAGGAAAUUGUGGAGGACGAGAGCAACAAACCGGGAUGUGAAAAGGAGGAAAAUCACUACGUGCCCAACGAAAACUGUGACGCGUUUUAUUACUACAAACAUAUAUUGAAAGUGCAAAAAAAGAACAGACUAAGGGUGACGAAAAACAGAAUGCCCAGUAUGCUGUAUUACUGCCUGAACAAUUGUAAUGACAUGACAUGUGCGGAAAUUUCUGGCCUGGAUGGAUCCUUUGUCGCCACGGCGCAUUCAAAUAACGUAAUCAAAUUGUGGAACAUCAAACAGGCACAAAUGAAUAAAAUUAAGGAAAAAAAAAAAGACAUGGAAAAGAUUAGUAAUGUUAACAUAAACGAUACCAUGACAAGGAGACAUGAUUAUUUAGACGAACACAACGCCACAUCCAUAGACUUAAAUUAUGAUGACGAAAAUGAUGGAAUUUGCACUUUAUAUGGAAACGUCUUCAAUGUUACGAGUUUAUGUUUUGGUGAAUCGAAUAAAAUAUUACUGUCAGGAAAUGUUAAUGGGGAUGUAUACCUGUACAGCACCGUAAGUAACAAAAAUUAUGUCAAAUAUGUUGGUGGGCAUACACCUAUAUGGUCUCUGGACACGGCCUUUCUAGGCUACUUUUUUUGCUCGAGUGAAGAUGACGGCAAUUUGAGGAUCUACUCCACUAAUAGGACAUACCCCUUUAUUACAUACACGUACAACUGCCCUGCCAAUGUUUCCAAGUACCACUACAACAGCACGCUUGUGGCUUGUGGCUACUACGACAAUUAUGUACACCUCUACGAUGUCAGAGUAAACUCCUUUAUCAAGAGAUUCAAAAAUAACUACCCAAGCAACCAGGGAGUUACUUCCUUGAGUUUUUCCAAAAAUGGAAGACUCCUAUCGUAUGCAGGUGGCUACACAAAUAAUAUCAAUUUAAUCGAUUUGGCCAUGGAUAAAUUUAUUGACGUGGAGGACAAAAUGGCUGUUUCAGCGGAGCCUUGUCACAGUGAUGCAGAAUAUACGAAAACCUACAAACCGUUUGAAACGAACUUAGAUACAAAUAUGCCAAACGUAACAAAUGAGGGAACACAAAAUGGCAGGGUUGCACUUGGCACAGAUUUAAACUCCUUUGAGGACAGAAUUCUAAGUAUCGACUUUAGUUAUGACAAUAACUUAUUAGUUUCCAUGUCUUGUAAUAACCUCAUCGAUUUUUACAAUUGCUCCAAAGCAUCACAUGAGAUAAAACAUUCGACGGAGAAAAAGAAAAUCAAAUUGGAAGAGUCCAAAGGAGGAAGGAAUCGCCCAUAUAUCAAACUGUCCAAAUCGUACGGCGUUAAGCACUCAAAUUUAAUGUCUGCAAAAUUUACGCCCGAAAAUGUACUCCUCCUGUUUGGCAUAAAUACCUUAAUAUGA